Molecule: messenger RNA, 1086 nt
Organism: Urocitellus parryii (Arctic ground squirrel)
Lineage: Eukaryota; Metazoa; Chordata; Mammalia; Rodentia; Sciuridae
Source: RefSeq, a predicted model, not a curated record
AUGGCAUCCUUGCUCCAUUCUCGUAUCCAAAGUGGUGCUGCAGCAGUCAUAGGCCGAGGAGACAGAGCCUACAGUUGGCAAGUGGUCUUUGGGCUGCUGCUGGAGUUUAUGAUUCAGUUGUCCAAGGAGCACAGUGCUAAUCCUCAGGACCUGUCCUGCAUGACCCAUUCCAGGGAGGAAUGGCCUCACAAUGGCUCCUCAGUGACCCAGUUUAUCUUGCUGGGUUUAACACAGCAGCCAGAGCUCUAGCUGCCUCUCUUCCUCCUCUUCUUAGGAACCUACGUGGUCUCUGUGGUGGGGAACCUGGGCAUGAUUGUUCUGAAUCCUCACCUGCACACUCCCAUGUACUACUUCCUCUUCAACCUUUCCUUCACAGAUCUCUGCUACUCCCGAAUGCUGAUGAGCUUUAUAAACCAAAACAUCAUCUCUUAGGCAGAGUGCAUGGCUCAGCUCUUUUUCUUUGCUUUUUUUGCAAUUGAUGAGUGCUGUAUUUUGACAUCAAUGGCAUAUGAUCGAAAUGUGGCCAUCUAUAAGCCCCUGCUUUACAGAGUCACCAUGUCCCAUCAGGUCUGUCUCUUGCUAAUGGUGGGUGUGUAUGCUAUGGGGCUUCUGGGUGCCAUGGCCCACACUGUAUGCAUGAUGAGACUCAGUUUUUGUGACAGAAACACCAUCAAUCACUACAUGUGUGACAUACCUCCUCUCCUGAAGCUCUCCUGCACAAGCACCUCCGUCAAUGAGCUGGUGGUUUUCAUUGUGGUGGGUGUCAAUGUUAUAGGGCCUAGCCUUAUCAUCUUCAUUUCUUACACCUUGAUCCUGUCCAACAUUUCCAGCAUCCGUUCCACAGAGGGCAGGUCCAAAGCAUUCAGCACCUGCAGCUCUCAUAUUAUUGCUCUUUCUCUUUUCUUUGGAGCAUCAGCAUUCAUGUACCUUACACCAUCUCCUACUGGGUCUCUGGAUCAAGAUAAACCCUCCACAGUUUUUUAUACCAUUGUGGAACCCAUGAUGAACCCUUUCAUUCACAGUUUGAGAAACAAAGAUGUCCAUAUUGCACUGAGAAAGACUUUGAAGAAAAGCAUGCUUUCCUAA